AUGAUGUUCAUGCGUGGUCUGUUUCUGAUAUCCUUAUCAAAUGUGUACUGCAAGAGAGUAGUAACUCCAAUUUACGAUGAGUUUCCGUGGCUACUCGAACUUGUGAAAGAAGUGACGAAUAGAACUCAUAAGUAUACCCCACAAUUGGUGGAUGAGGCCGUUAUGUAUUUACGAUCCCACCCGAAUUUAGAACAUGAAAUCAAAGCUGAAAUACUUCUGACUGCUAAAUACGACGAACCAUACAACCCGGCAGAGGCUCUCGAAGAAGCUGUCAGUCUUUGGAAAUCUAAUGCACAGAAUUGGACGGUCAUGAACGCCACGACCGAUGUUGGGUGCGCACGUCGUGAUAAUGAGCAAACACAUAUGCUAUCGAAGCAUCCACAGUUACUGGAAGUACAAGAGUCACAUGAUGAUGAUCAGGGGCUUCUAGCGUGCUAUUUCUCGUUCUAA
This is a messenger RNA of Cylicocyclus nassatus, 450 nucleotides long. The record is from the annotation of a GenBank genome assembly. Lineage: Eukaryota; Metazoa; Nematoda; Chromadorea; Rhabditida; Strongylidae.